Molecule: messenger RNA, 684 nt
Organism: Pteronotus mesoamericanus
Lineage: Eukaryota; Metazoa; Chordata; Mammalia; Chiroptera; Mormoopidae
Gene: PTPN18
Product: protein tyrosine phosphatase non-receptor type 18
Exons: 3
Coding region: 6-317 (103 amino acids)
Source: RefSeq, a predicted model, not a curated record
UCGCCAUGGCCGACACGUACGCGGUGGUGCAGAAGCGCAGGGCCCCUCCGAGCACUGGGGCGGGGGCCGCGGCGCCCAGCCCGGAGGAGAGACCGGUCUACAGCCAGGUGAUGCCGCGCGCCCGCCGGCCGCAGGCACCCGCGGAGGACGCGCAGUGGGCGCUCCCGGGCUGCGCACCUGCUGACCCCGGCCUUGCUGGGCCUGGCACCUACGAGGACGUGGCCAGUGUAGCUCAGACCGGUGGCCUGGGCUUCAACGUGCGCGUUGGGAAGCCUAAAGGGCCACGCGACCCUCCUGCGGAGUGGACCCAGGCGUGAGGGCUGCACCGCCCGCUUGCUGCGUCCGCCGCCUGCUGUGCCCAGCCCACCUGCUGCUCCGCGCGGGCGCCUGGACCAUGGGAGGCUGUGCUCUGCUGUGUGAAGUGCUGGGAAUGGAAAGGCUAGGCCUGGACCAAAAUAAAGUUUCUCAGGGUGGGAAAGUGGGGACUUCGCCCGGUGACUGUAGAAUUCAAGGCUGGAGCCAGGGGAGGGAGCUGGGAGCCGAGAGUUGGCCAGGCUGCGCCAGGCGGUCAGGGACGAACGCCAGGAAUGGCUUGGAGCCCCAGCUGCCUCCCAGUUGUGAAGAGGAAGGUGCACAGAUGGGCACAGAUGUGGAAACUGACCCCAUCACCACGUAAUAAAGAUG